AUGGCGCCGCAGCUGGGGUGGGCGGUGGUGCCCCUAUUGAUGACGGCGCUCUUCGCUGUCGCCACCGCAGCCCGUGCGUCGUCUGAGAUUUCCCAGAGUGCCAUAAUCACGUCGCUGUAUGACAUCGAGCACCCAGAAGUGGAUGGGAAGCUGACGCGGUGCGAGUCCAUCGUCCAGAAAAGCAAGGCGACGGGUGCCAAGAACAUGGGUAUCGUCUUGACAAUCGCAGCUCAGGGCUCUGAGAAGAGCGUGGGAUUCUACCAGUAUCAGGACGGCAUGGGGGGGUAUGUGGCUGUGUCCAAGGACUCGAUCAGCCGGUGGCGCAAGGGCCUGGAGAAGUGCUUCAGGAUGGCGGUGCAGUCAGGCUUCACCAAGAUCCACCUGCUGCCCCACAUCGACGUCUACGAGGUCAACAAGGCCGGCAAGCAGUCCAACAGCCUCUGGCGCAACAUAGUCCGCUUUGACCCCCUAGUGAAGCACGGCACCGCGCCGGCCGCUUUCAGCUACGAGGACAUGCUGCUCACGCCGGCCGUCGAGGCGCUGAAAGCGGUGCUGACGCCGGCCGUCACGGUCGAGUUUGCGCUGGCGGGGGAGCAGGGGCUGUCGGUGUUUGGGUACCCGAGGAGCUGGGAGGUGCUGUUGGAGAGGACGCGGACGGCGCUGGCGAACCACGGGUCGAGGAAGCACACCUACGGCGUCAGCUUCAACUGGAACAAGGUCUGCGGCUGCGUCGAGCCGCGGGAGCGCGACCCGCUUAUAUACAACCGCACCUACACGCAGCGCCUCGCGCGCUGGCGGGCCGACAAGACGGGCGACAAGCUUAUGGGCCCAUCCGUGAUUGACGUGCAGGGCGCCAAAAGGCUGCUGCAGAAGUCAGAUUUUGUGGGCAUAUCCGGCUACGCGCCGCUCCUCCGCCCGCUGUCUUUCGAGGCGCUGGAGAUAUCCUGGGAGACUGCGGGGUACGAGUUUGAGCUGUUUGGCAUCUCGCUGAAGGACCUGGCAAAGGCGGGCAAGAAGCUGGUGUUCAGCGAACACGGGCUUGGCGGCUGCUACUGGGAUUUCUCUGUGGCCCCCAGCCUGGAUUUCAUGAAAAACCACCCCUGGCUCGGCUACUGGCCAAACCCAGGGUGGACCAAAUCGACAGACCCCUGGGUCAAGCCGGACUACAAGAAGUACCGCAAUGACUUUUACAACACUGUUAUCCGCUGGGCACAGACGGGCGGCGGGCCGCAGUACCAAAUCGACGGCAUCUACACCUGGAGCGUGGGCAGCUUCGACGUGACCAACGUCCACCCGGUCACAACCAACGCAAACGGCACCUACUCCGACCCUGCGAUUGCCGCCGCGAUCCGCAAGUCGAACUUGCUGAUCAACUCAGGUGCCCUGGCGCCCAGGCCGGUUUACGGGGCUCUUAAGGCGCUUCGAAGGGAUUUCAAGCUGUUCUCAAAGCUGGCUGACGCCUCUGGCGUCUCCCCUGUGCUCAACGCCACUGUUUUGCGCGCGACCAUAUUCGCGCCGACAGACGAGGCGAUCCAAGCUCUGGCAGCCAGGUUCCAAGUCACCCUUGACCAGCUGCUGUCAAACGAGCUGCUGGUUGACCGCCUGGUGGCUUACCACAUCAUCACUCGCGCCAACCUCGGGUCAAAAGAUCUGACCGCCAACAAGGAGCUGACGCCAGUAAAAGGCGGCCCGAUCAGAGUUGCCAAGGCAGCAGGGGGCGGCACUGUCCUCAAGGGGGUGCAGAAUUCCGCCAACAUUUCGGGGCCUGAGGUCGUUGCUGCCAACACAACCAUUGUUCCAAUCGACGCAGUGCUGCUGCCUGCCGAGGUGUUUGUCACAAUCCAGGACGCUUUGAAGUUCCGCAAGGUCACCAAGCCCAUCCUCGACCUCGUUUCAAGAGAUCCCGUCCUGAGCAAGGCCAUCACGAACCCUAAGACCGCCGCAACCGUGUUCAUCCCAAUUGCCACGGCCGCCGCGCCCCUGGCCGCAGCAGUGGCGAAGCCGGGUGCCGAGGUGACCCUUGCCGGCCGCAAGGUGCAGCUGAAUGCGACCACUUUGGGCACGAUCCUGGCGGACCACUUUGUAGGUGGCGCGCGCAUACUCCCAAAUGCGGUCAAGGACGGGGAGAAGCUGCCGACUCUGGCAAAGGGGCACUCCGUGAUUGUCAAGAAGGUGUUUGAGGCCCCCAAGGUUGGGACGAUCGAGCUGAUCUCAGACCUCAAGGGCGCCCCGCCGGCCAAGGUGGUCAAAUUCGACAUCAUCGCCGGCGCCAGCCUCGUCAACCGUGAGCAUAUAUGCACCUGCUACCCCAUCCUAACCUGCAUCACUGCCUCCAACCUGCAAAAUCUGGGAUGA
Molecule: messenger RNA, 2355 nt
Organism: Monoraphidium neglectum
Lineage: Eukaryota; Viridiplantae; Chlorophyta; Chlorophyceae; Sphaeropleales; Selenastraceae
Exons: 18
Coding region: 1-2355 (784 amino acids)
Source: RefSeq, a predicted model, not a curated record